AUGUCUGCUGCCGUCGAGAAGGUUUCCGAAGCCGUCAAUGACGUUACCAAUGCUCUGAGCAAUGCCACUAUCUCCGACAAGGCCGCCGAUAAGCCUGCCGCCAACAACGAUGCCGUCCUCGCCAGCGCUGCUGAGGGACGCCGUCUGUACAUCGGCAACCUGGCCUACGCGACAACGGAGGGGGAGUUGAAGGAGUUCUUCAAGGGUUACCUUGUUGAGUCCGUCUCCAUUCCCAAGAACCCUCGCACCGACCGACCUGUUGGCUACGCCUUCGUCGACCUCUCCACCCCUUCCGAGGCCGAGCGCGCCAUCUCUGAGCUUUCCGGCAAGGAGAUUCUCGAGCGUAAGGUCUCGGUUCAGCUUGCCCGCAAGCCUGAGCCCGCUGGAGAGAAGACCGAGGGUGCCAACGGUGAGGGUGCUGGUGAGGGUAACCGCCGCCGCGCCUCCGGUCGUGGCCGUGGACGUGGCCGCGGCCGUGGCGGUCGUGGUGCCCGCGGUGGCCGCAACGAGGAUGGCACUCCCAUCGAGGGUGCUGCCGCCGAGGUCCCUGCCGGCGCUCCCGCUACCUCUGAGGUUCUGCCUCUGACCGAUGCCACCAACAAGGAUGCCGCCAAGACCCAGAAGGCCGGCGAGUCCGCUGAGGCUCGUGCCCCCCGUGAGCGUCGCGAGCGUGGCCCUCCCGCCGAUGGCAUUGCCUCCAAGACCAAGGUCAUGGUCGCCAACCUCCCCUACGACCUGACCGAGGAGAAGCUCAAGGAGCUCUUCGCCGCCUACGAGCCUUCUUCCGCCAAGAUCGCUCUCCGCCCCAUCCCCCGCUUCAUGAUCAAGAAGCUUCAGGCUCGCGGCGAGCCCCGCAAGGGCCGUGGCUUCGGCUUCGUUACCCUCGCCUCUGAGGAGCUUCAGCAGAAGGCUGUUUCCGAGAUGAACGGCAAGGAGAUUGAGGGCCGCGAGAUCGCCGUCAAGGUCGCUAUCGAUAGCCCCGACAAGACCGACGAGGAGGCCAACGCCCCCAAGGAGGAGACCAAGGCCAACGGCACCCAGGAGGCUGCCACCGAGGCCGCGGCUGCUCCUGCUGCUGCCGAGACCCCGGCUGCCGCUCCCGCCACCACCGCCUAA
Molecule: messenger RNA, 1116 nt
Organism: Colletotrichum costaricense
Lineage: Eukaryota; Fungi; Ascomycota; Sordariomycetes; Glomerellales; Glomerellaceae
Product: RNA recognition domain-containing protein
Exons: 4
Coding region: 1-1116 (371 amino acids)
Cellular component (GO): ribonucleoprotein complex; cytoplasm; nucleus
Molecular function (GO): mRNA binding
Source: RefSeq, a predicted model, not a curated record